AUGUUUCCAGAACUGGCCAAGAGCAAACGUCAGGAAGGAGGCUCCAGACCGCUAAAGAGAUCUGAUGGUAUUUUGCUUCUUUGUGGCUGUGUGGCUUUUCCUGCUUUCUUGCUGCCCUUGCCCACCUGUCUCCCCACAGCCUUUAUCACAGUUCUGCCUGUAGGACUGCCCCACCCCAAAAGUGGGUUUGCAGAGGUCCAGGAGUGUAGCUAUGGGGAGAAUGUGAAGGAGAUUGUGCAACAAGAACCCCUACUGGGCCUGGGAGAGGGAAGACAAUCAGUGGGGAUACUGGGGUGUGUGCUCAAAGCAGAGAAGGGGCCUGUUCUGGAAGACAAACACCAGCCUGUGACCUCAGGGUCUAUUACCAGGCAGGGCAGGCCUAGAUGA
This is a messenger RNA of Rangifer tarandus platyrhynchus (Svalbard reindeer), 387 nucleotides long. The record is from the annotation of a GenBank genome assembly. NCBI's taxonomy places the organism in Eukaryota, Metazoa, Chordata, Mammalia, Artiodactyla, Cervidae.